This is a messenger RNA of Penicillium cosmopolitanum, 732 nucleotides long. RefSeq names its product ERF4 family protein. The coding region runs from base 1 to 732 and encodes 243 amino acids. The record is from RefSeq and is a predicted model, not a curated record. Gene Ontology annotation, cellular component: endoplasmic reticulum palmitoyltransferase complex; extrinsic component of endoplasmic reticulum membrane. Gene Ontology annotation, biological process: protein targeting to membrane; peptidyl-L-cysteine S-palmitoylation. The transcript has a single exon. Lineage: Eukaryota; Fungi; Ascomycota; Eurotiomycetes; Eurotiales; Aspergillaceae.
AUGGCCGCAGUAUUUGCAGGCAGCGCGGCGCGGGAUCUCGAGAACCUGCGCCCUCCGGAAGAGGUCCAUUUGGCGUCCGAUGGAACACGCCGUGAUGCUCAACAACCCCGACAUGCCCAGUCCCAAACCUCCCUGCGGUCGCAAUCACAAAUCGCCUCCGUCCCCUCCAAUACAGGCCAACAAGCCCCAGCGGAUGUCGCCGAGGAACUGGCCUGGGGCCCCGCCCACCCCUGUUAUCCUCAUCUCAACCCCCAUGUCCCGAUCGGUUCGCAAGAAUACCUCACCACACGAGUCAUUCGCAUUCGACGCGAUUGGAUGGUCAGGGGAGACCUGGCACCGACAUUCUCAAACCUAUACCCAGAGAUCUUGGACCCGUUACUAUCGGAGCAGGAGUUCCGCCAAAUCGUCUCGACAGUCAACAAUGGCGUUGUCAAGGCUUUUGACCCCUAUAGCCUGCGCAACUGGGUGGACGGGGCAAUUGGUCUUUUGACCGGCUGGGUUUGGGACGAUCUGAACGCCCCCGGGGUCAAGGGCGAACUGCAGCAGGUGGAGUCCUGGCUUCAGAACUGGAACCGUGAAGUCGGUGCCAAGGACGGUGUACACAUUUGGAGCCUACGACGAACGGCAUACAUGUCGAUCGAUAUCCAGAUUCCUGAUCCCAAAGUUGGGAUCGUGCCCAGUGAGGCUCCUUCCUUACCGAAUACCAGGCCCAGCACUGGUGUUGGGAAUUGA